Molecule: messenger RNA, 2407 nt
Organism: Malania oleifera
Lineage: Eukaryota; Viridiplantae; Streptophyta; Magnoliopsida; Santalales; Ximeniaceae
Product: putative cyclin-B3-1
Exons: 24
Coding region: 445-2244 (599 amino acids)
Biological process (GO): mitotic cell cycle phase transition; regulation of cyclin-dependent protein serine/threonine kinase activity
Cellular component (GO): centrosome; cytoplasm; cyclin-dependent protein kinase holoenzyme complex
Molecular function (GO): cyclin-dependent protein serine/threonine kinase regulator activity
Source: RefSeq, a predicted model, not a curated record
CCCAAAUCAAAGUUUACAGUGAAGGCGUGAAGCCAUCUUCCUCCGAUCUCUUUCCUCUCAGAGCUUCAUCCCGAGAAAGAAACCAAAAUGGAUUAAAUACAUGGGCGAGGGAUCUCGAAAAAGUCUACACAGUUCUGCCAGCAUUAGAACUCUACGCAGUUCUGCCAGCAUUCAUUGAACAGCAGAGCAUCAAGCAGAAUCAGCGAAAACACAACAUGGUGGCUGUCAAGGAAAAAUUAUGCGUGCGCUCAAAUCGAGUUGCAGAAGAUCACUCCAUUCGCAAGACUGGUACAGCUUGGUGUACGAAGUUUCAAGAUUUCUACGGAAAAUGAAAAUGUUAAAUUUCAUGGCCAUACUUCGGUAGCUGCUGAUUGCAUAAAGAAAGGGCCAAUCAACAAAGGAACUACUCAAACCAGUGCAAAUGAUGCAAAGUUUAAUGUAAAGAUGAGUUCCAAAAUUGUGGAGAAGAGCAAGGACAAGCAUGGUUGUUCUGUCAAAAUAAAUGUUGGAAGAAAAGUGUUGGCCGAUGUUAGCAAUCUCCAGGGCAACAUUUCAAGAAAAGAAGUGCUUGAUGGCUCCAAACCAGGGAAGGGUAAAAGUGAGAGAUGUCCAUCUUUACAACGGGUUUCAGUUGGUCCAGGCAUGAGAACUGUGAACGCAUCAUCAAGGAAAUCUAUCACGGGGAAAGUGAGAACAAAUCUCUGCGAAGGUGUUUCUGACUAUCAAUCUUUGAAGCGAGGGGUAGGUGCCAAAGAUGCAAAGGUUUCUUCUGGUGGCCGGAGGGCCAAGGAUCAAGACCAAAAGUCUGUCAAUAUUGGCAGACCAGCUGCAAGGAAUCAUUCUGGACAGAUAAGGAAUUCUUUACCCCCAGUGUUAAAGAGAGUUAACAAGGUGGAUGCAACUGCUGCAAAGGAAAAAGAUAAAACUUCAGAGGUUGGAGGAAAAUAUUUUUCUGUGAAGGCAAGAGUUGGUGAGAAAGUGAUGGUCCAAGUAGGCCAAGAGAAAAUUUUUUCUAGAAAUCGAGGAAGUGACGACUUCAUAAUACGGGCUCCAAGGGGCCAGACUAACGUUGAUUCUCGUGGAUUAUCAAGAAAAUCUAUCAGGCCUCUUGCCAAAAGCUCACUUUCAACUUCCAGUUUCCAAAGGACUUCAAAAUCCAAUUCCACAUCAGGUUCAAACAAAUUGUUAUCUGUUGCUGCAAUAUCCUCAAAGAAAAGGGAGGCAGUGACUUCUACUCUUCCUGAGAAUGCUGUCUCAGUGGUUCCUCAUGAACCAACUCAAGGAGAGCUUCCAUCGAAUGGAAACAAUGAUACAAGCACAAAAGCAUCAUAUGUUAUUGCCAGGAGAAAGUCCAAUCGUAGGAGUUCUUUUACAUCUUUACUUGUGACAGGAUCAAAGCUACUAGAGGAGCAGGCAGAAAUUACGAAGCAAGAAAAUCUACCAAGUAUAGAUGAUAAUUGCAAUCACCUUGAAGUUGCUGAAUAUGUUGAUGAGAUUUAUCAGUAUUAUUGGUUUACAGAGGCACAGGCUCCAUGUCUGACUGAUUACAUGAAGCUUCAGACAGAAAUUACACCUCAAAUGCGUAGCAUACUGAUCAACUGGUUGAUUGAGGUGCACUUCAAAUUUGAUUUGAUGCCAGAAACACUUUAUCUCACAGUCACACUGUUAGACCAAUAUCUCUCCCUGGUUGCAAUUAAGAAGAAUGAAAUGCAGUUGGUUGGUCUUACUGCACUCCUGCUGGCUUCAAAAUAUGAGGACUUUUGGCAUCCUAGGGUCAGAGAUCUGAUUAGCAUCUCAGCAGAGUCCUAUACAAGAGACCAUGUGCUUGGAAUGGAGAAGCUUAUGCUCAAUAAAUUGAAAUUCCGUCUAAAUUCACCAACGCCAUAUGUUUUUAUGUCAAGAUUUCUAAAGGCAGCUCAGUCGGACACAAAGUUUGAACAUCUAGCAUUCUACCUGGUUGAACUCAGCUUGAUGGAAUAUGAAGCUUUGAAGUUCAAGCCGUCGCUGCUGUGUGCAUCAGCUAUCUAUGUUGCACGAUGUACUCUCCAAAUGACUCCAGCAUGGACCCCAUUACUUGGUAGACAUGCACGCUAUGAUGAAUCCCAGAUCAGGAAUUGUGCGAAGAUGAUCUUGAGAUUUCAUAAGGUUGCUAGAGCAGGACUGUUGAAAGUCAUAUAUGAGAAAUACUUGAGGCCUGAACUCAGUGGCGUUGCAGGAAUAAAGCCCUUAGACAGUUUAAUUUGACUUGUGCAGCUCUGUGCCUCUUCAGCUUGUAAAUAUAUACAUGUGCUUGUUGUUUGUAGCUUCUUUUAAGAGUUUUUGUUGACGUGAAUUACAUAGCUAUAUGUAGAAAUUUUUGCAAACCCUUAAAGCACAACGUGCAGAAUUAACUUUGUGGAUUUAAAUA